Messenger RNA from Micropterus dolomieu (smallmouth bass), 5750 nucleotides. RefSeq lists its product as uncharacterized. Bases 97 to 5349 code for a protein of 1750 amino acids. NCBI's taxonomy places the organism in Eukaryota, Metazoa, Chordata, Actinopteri, Centrarchiformes, Centrarchidae. Gene Ontology annotation, molecular function: guanyl-nucleotide exchange factor activity. The transcript has 27 exons. The record is from RefSeq and is a predicted model, not a curated record.
AUGGAUUUUAUUUUGGUCCAGCAGCCACUGAGCAGGAACAGCAGCUCUGUAGAUUAUCACUCCUUUUGGAUUAUCUGACAGCAUGCAGAAAGGAAGAUGAACCUUGAUUCUCUGGAGGGCUCAAUCCAGAACCUGCUGUCAGAGCUGUAUCCGCCCUUCGAGGCCACCGCCCCUACUCUUCUCAGCCAGCUUUUCCAAGUCAUCGAUUGUCGUUAUCAGGGAGAUGCCCUGCGGUGCCUGCUGGACUUUCUGGUCCCAGCCAAGCACAUCUUAGACACUGUGCAGCAGGCUGCAUGUGCUCAAUACUCUGAUGUACUUUUCCAGUGUGAGGGCUGGCCUCUAUGUUUGCAUGACCAAGUUGUCAUCCACCUCGCUCCCAUCAACCCCCUGCUACUUAAACCUGGCGACUUUUACCUCCAGGUGGCACCAUUCUGUGACCAGUCAGCUCGCAUCGUGGUCUGCAGCCUCCUGGAAGAGGAGGGGCUUAGAGUGGAGGUAGUUGAGGAGACCCCAAUCCCUGAAACUUCCUAUCCUUGUAUAUUCAGCUGUGACUGGUUAGUAGACAUCAACCAGGGCCGCCAUGGAACGCCUCUCAGCCAAUGCCUGCUUGCCACCGAGCAGGGCGUGGUGAGGUUACCAUGGGAACGGGUGGCCGUGCCUGAAUUUGUGGACGUGUCACUGUGUGCACGGAAGAAACCCUGUACUCCGUGCAUGAGGAGAAGACAAGGCGGAAAUGUUUCGAGAGCUCAGGAGCUGAGGUGUCGAUACAGGGACUCCUACCAGGCUGCUAUACAAAACCCUGUCACCUUUGGACAGGAAAAAGAGAGGGGCAAUAUGUUAGCUGUGGUGGUGGAGGAUAGGGUUUUCUCACAGUGUGAUGACAGACACAGGCUACCAGAGACUGAAACAGGGGAUCCCUGGUGUAAUGUUCAAGGAAUGUGGUUUGAUCCUGGAAUGCAACACCAGUCGUCUUCUUCUGUCAGUGGAGCCAUCUCUGUGGUGGACACCUCAGAGAAGUGUGAGCUGGUCAUUGUUGAAGGUCAAAAUGUAAGGAGAAGAGAAAAUACUGACUCCUGUGCAGAGAUUCCCCAGCUGCAUGUGGUCAAAUGUAAAAACAGCACAGCCUUUCGACUGGUGUCACCUAAGAUCAACAGGAGGAAGAUGGUCAUUCCAGAUGGUGCUCAGCCUGGCAGUAGAAAUGGCCACCAGACGGAGAACCCGUCACAAACACAUCCACCUCCAGCAGCAAACACGCAGACAAGCUCCCAGCCUGCCUCUGCUCGUCCCAGACCUGACCACCUUCCCUUGGGAUCACCAGACCCCAGAGCCCACCCCCUCUAUUUAGGAGUAGCAUCUCUCACAGGCGGCCGAGACAGGACAGGCAGGGCAAUAGUUGAGCUCUAUGGAGACCACCAGGGAUGGAGAUCAGCUGUAACAAGCCAGGAGCUCUUCAAGAUGUUGCUCUACUUUUACUCUAUCACCAGGAGAGAAAUCAGAGAAGUUGGGAUGACACUUAUUUUUGAUGCAAAGAAGACAAAUCCUCAGCCACAGCUCUAUAAGGCCUUGAUGACGCUUCAGGAGCAGACUCCCCUGGCAGUAAACAGUUUCGUGCUGCUGGUGGACAAGGAGAGCAGCCUUCGGCCAGAGCGGUGUCCUGGCACCCAGACUGAAGUGGUGACAUCGAUGAAAGCCUUGUUCAAGUUGGUGGAGGUGAGUCAGCUGAGCUCCCGCUUGGAUGGCACACUGUCUCACAGCCACUGUGACUGGAUAGAGCUGCACCAGAAACUCUUCCCAUUUGUGACUGAUCUUCAUGAGGCAUCCAGCCUUCUACUGAGGGCCAUCAGUAAGUUAGAGGAGCCCCAGACGACGGACUCUGUACAGACUGUGCAGCAGUGCAUGAUGGACCAGAGGACUUUAAUGAGGGAUGUACUGGAGGACAGCCGAUUGGUCAGCCUGCAGAGGGAGGGCGGAGCCAUCCUGGCCAGGCUGAGGAAGGAGAGUGACCUCAAGUACCCCCACUGUGAGGACCUCAGUGAUGCAGUGGACUCUGUGACAAGCCUGUACAACCACGUGGAGGAGCAAGCUCACAUCCUCGUGCAGAGGUCCAACAUGUCGCUGGAACACCUUGAGUAUCUGCUGCAAAUCAGAGAGAUGGAGGGACACUUCAUGCAGAUGCAACAGUGGUUUAAUGUAGAGGGAGAGCGCCACCUGCUGGAGGCUGAAUCAGUUGAGGACUCUGGAGACAAAAUGGAGGAGAUCCUCAACAGCUUCACUGGUUUCCUUAUUGAAGCUAAUGACCGAAGGCAGCAUGCCAUGACAUUAGUGUCAGAGUCAGAGCGACUCCAGCAGAAUGGGCUCUCCUAUCCAGAGACAGAGGCGUUUUGGACUCUAGUUUGCACCUUCAAGUCAGGCCUGGAGGGCUUUCUGUACAGGGCAGAGGCAUGCGGCAGGGAGCUGCAGAUCAUGGUUAACGUGUGUGAUUUUUGUGAGCAGGCUACAGCUCUGGCCAGCGAAUGCAUUGAGUACCUGGAACAGAGUCAAUCCAGAAAAUAUGCUAUGAAAGACCAAGACCAGUCUACAACACCUGUCAAUCAAACACACACUCUGCCGAUACACCAAAACCAAGACUCUGCAUCCACUGCAUCUUCUUCCCCGUCUGAUAUCCAGGCCAGACAUGGCUUAGAUCCAAACAACACCAGCAUUUUACUGUCAGGCAAUGACAGCUCCAUCCUCCAGACUUUCCAAGACAGGUUCCUCCAGUUCAGCCCUGAGAGAUUUCAGGAGGUGAAGGCCCAGGCCACCGCCCUGAGGGGCUCCAGGGGGAUGCGGGUCUGGAACAUAGCCUGGCUGAGAUGCCAGGAGGCUAGUCAGCAACUUCAGGAGAGGAUGCAAGAUGUGGAUGAGGUUUUCAACCAGCAACCAGAUUCUAGCAGCUUGUGUGAAAGUCAUUAUAUUGAUGUGGUGAGCACUAAUGUUCAGACACUGUCCCCCGGUGGCCAGAAUCUGGUGGUCCAAUCCACUCCCGGACCUCGGCACCCGCAGUGGGAGGGCAUCAUGUCGGGAGCGGUGGAUUUAGGGAAGAGAAAACCUAUCCUGGGCGGCAACAGCACUAAUUCAACAACUGUAGCCUGCUGUAACAUCACUGUCAAACCUGAGGAUCAGAGUGAUGAGGGACCCAGCCAAGGGUCAGAGGUCACUCCACAGUCACCUCACAGGAGAACAGAAAGAGAGACAAGGAGGAGACAGAUGAGCAGAGCAAGGAGUGAGAGAGAUGCCGCUGCUCUGUCUCAGUCCCACACUGUGGGCUGCCAGUGGUUUCCAUGGGGACGAGGUCUUGGAGUGAGGUCGGUGAGCCAGGACUCAUGCACCCCUGGAGUAGCGACUGCGGGGUCAUCAACUCCUCCAGAGCAGCGGGUUCGACCCCCGUCAUCCUGCUCCCACCACGGUCAGCCAUCAUGUCGCAUCCUUCAGGAGGCGCAGAAGUUCCAGAUCUCCCGCCACGGCAGCUUCUGCUCAGAAGACUCCUGCAUGAGCAACCAGGGGGCUGCAGGGGGUAAUAGGACUUUAUGCUGCAAACACUCCAGCCUGCCCAUCGGGAGAUAUGAGGGGGCGUUAUGUUUGGCAAAUCCACGGGAGAGUGCCAGCAAUGCCCUGAGGCUGCAGCGUGUCCUGGAGGAGCUGGUGUUCACAGAGAGAGAAUACGUCCGCUCGCUGGGCUACAUCCUGACCCAUUACCUCCCCCUGUUGGACAGACCAGACAUCCCCCAGGACCUCAGGGGCAAGCGAGGAGUCAUCUUCGGCAACCUGGAGAAGCUUUACGACUUCCACAGCCAUUACUUGCUACCAGAGCUUGAGGCCUGCCAGAGGGAUCCCGCCAUGGUGGCACGCUGCUUUCUCAGACACAGCGACAGUUUUGGCCUGUAUGCUCUGUAUAGCAAGAACAAACCUCAGUCAGACGCCCUAAUCCUACACCGUCGCCAUGACAUCUUCAAGAAGAAGCAGCAGGAGCUUGGGGACAUGAUGGACCUUUCAUCCUAUCUGCUGAGGCCCAUCCAGAGGAUCAGCAAGUACAGCCUCUUGCUGCAGGACAUGCUGUCUCUGGCUGGCUCCUACAAGCCAAAAGACAUGAUCCAGGAUACACUGCUAGCAUCUAGUGUGUGCGCACAAAGUGUGUGUGGUCCAGAUGUGUAUGGGCCUGAUCUGACAAGCAAUGAGAUGGAGCGAGAGAGGGCUGAGAUCCGAGCCGCUGCAGACUUGGUUCGGUUUCAGAUGCGUCACGGCAACGAUUUGCUCACCAUGGACGCCAUCCAGGACUGUGAUGUGAAUUUAAAAGAGCAGGGCCAUCUGAUUCGCCAAGACGAGUUCACAGUUUUCUUUAAGAAGAAGAAAUGUGUCCGCCGCAUCUUUCUCUUUGAAGAUCUUGUCCUCUUCAGCAAGACCAAGAGGACAGAUAUUGGCAAUGAUGUUUAUGUCUACAAGCAGUCAUUCAAGACAAGUGACAUUGGGAUGACCCACAACUCAAGUGUGAGCGGUUUGUGUUUUGAGAUCUGGUUCCGCAGGAGGAAAAGUGAGGACACCUACACCCUGAAGGCCUCCAGCAUGGAGGUGAAGAAAGCCUGGACUACUGACCUGGAAAAGAUUCUUUGGGAUCAGGCCACUCACAGUAGAGAGCUGCGUCUGCAGGAGAGGGUUUUCAUGGGAAUGGGCCGCAAACCUUUCAUGGACAUUCAGCCCAGUGAUGCUGCCAUCUGUGACCGAGCCAUCAGCUGUAGCCUGCCUGGGAGAAUCCCUGUGGCGUGUUGUUCACACAGGGGCUUAGAAUAUCCACGACCACACUCCAUCGGCUCUGGAAGCACGGCCUCCACUACCCUCAGCCAAUCAUCUUCCUCCUCUGGCCGGGGCUCGCUACCCCCUGCGGGUUAUCCCGGGAACCAGUCACAAGGAGUGGAGCCCUGUCCUGCAGUUUGCUCCUCCCCUGAGGCUGUGGCUGAAAAUGAACUCAACAGCCUUCAUCUUCAUCAGCAUCAUCUUCAUUGUAACUGUGAACAAUGGAAAAUACAUCAUCCUCCGAUGGACAGCACUGGAUCGUCUGGAGAAUGUAUCGACCUCUUCAGCAGCUCAGACCGCAGCUGCCUUUCUGCCAUUGGUGGAGAGGAAGUGGACGACUCCUCCUCAUUUGUAUCCCAGAGUUCAAAGCCCUGCCCACCACUUUGUCGGACCCCCAGUCUGAGGAGAAACGGCCCACCAGUGGUUACCAGAAAGAAACCAGCUGUCGCCCCCAAACCUCCACAUCUGGCUAAUCUGUCUCAGGGCGAUGACAUUAUAAUCGGAAAAUCAACGGAAGUUUAACCCUGGAUUCCCUCCAGAAGCUGUCAAGUCCUGUUGGAGAUCUUCUGGUCACCCUGCAGAUGGACGGUUUUAGAGUGAAAAACGUUAUUUUGUGUGGCAACACAAUGACACGGCAGUCAGCUUUGUCUGGUCACAAGGUCUUGUUUUUAAGGAUUUAUUGAAGAAAUUGAGGUUUGGUGUGUUGGUAAUAUGUAAUAUUAUAUAAUAAGAUAAUGUAAUAAUAUUUGAACAAAAACACAAUAUUGCAACAUUGAGCCGCCAAUACAGAAUAUGUCUUUGUCCACAACAUGUGGUGCUUUGGUCCAGUUAAAUCAUCUUCAUCAUCAACCAUUUUUUUGUUUUAAUGUGGAAUAAAGUAGCAUCUGCUACUGCUACAGUGCAUUAAAAACAUGAAGAAAACA